GGGGGGAGCAUAUGGAGUAAGAGUAGCCCAUCUUCUUCCGUCUCAGACCUCCGGUGUCUCAGUUCGCGAGGGUGGGAGCGCGACAACACAGCAGGUUGCUAUGGAGACGUCCUCGGUUGGCCCGGUCCAAAUGUCAACAGGUGUCCUUGGGAAAGUGGGGGGGUGUAGGAGAGCUAUCUCUUGGCCAUGAAACUUCCAGAGGAGUUUGUUAUUGUUCCAGGGGUGCCAUGAUCGGUGUUUCGAAGGUCCAGUGCCAAGCGAUCGCUCCAAGUCAGACAGACGAGACGAAGACGAAAAAAAUGCAGCAAGCAGGGAAACAUGAGGGUGUGGGGAGGAACAGAGAGGGAUAGCGGAGCGAAGAAAAAGAAAACACGUAACACAUUGAAACAAAUGCUAGGUAUGAUAACUGAUUGUGCAACUCAAAAAAAAAACUAACCAGGCAAGAACACCAACAGGUUUCUUGUCAUAUAGGAAGAAAAGGAUCAAAACAGAGAACGAGAUAAACGCAGAAGCAUCGGAUCUUAUCCUCUGUUUGUAAAAUCACAGGGGUAAUAUGGACUAAUCUGUCUGACUUCAUAAUGAAAGGAACUUGUCUGAACAUUUUUAAACAUUACUGCAAACACAUUUAUUAAAGCUUUGUAGCAUGUAGCAAAGAGCAGAAACACAACUACACUGGUGUCAGAGAACAUAGUCUCCAUUGCACAUUUUCAGCUUAAAUUUUUGAUUUAAGUCUGACUUAGUGACAAACAGAUCCAUUGCGCAUAUGCCAUGAUAUUGUAGUGAUUUAUUUCUUAAUCUUAGAUGCAAAAUGUUUUACAGACAGAAAAAAUACAUUAAGGACUGUGAAAUACAUUUUAAGGCUAAUAUAAGUUGCAGUUGAAUAAUAAACAGAAUUCACACUAUAAAAACAUUGUGGUUGAAGUUCUCCUCUAAAAUAAUGCGGUUACUGAAACGAGGUCGACUGUCCCUGCUAUUUGGGCUCACUCUUGUCCUGGGAUCAGUGUGGAUGCUUUCUCUACUCAAUGAACUGAGAACAGACGGGAGUCUUACCUACGGCUGGUGGGAGUAUACAGAUGUCGAUGGCGGUCCGGAGAAACAGUGCAACUGUUCUGCAAUCCUACAGGGAGAGACGGAGGCACUGGAAGAGGCCAAAUUACUGACUCUCAGUGAAGACUUCCAGAAGAGUGUUGAGAUCCCUGAUGAGUAUUACAUUAAUGCAGCCAAAGACUGCAGGAACUUCAAGUUAAGCAGGAAAUACUUCACAUUCCCAUUAAGCAAGGAAGAAGAGGAGUUUCCUCUGGCUUUCUCUAUGGUGGUCCAUCACAAGGUGCAGAAUUUUGAGCGACUACUGCGAGCUAUUUAUGCACCUCAAAAUAUUUAUUGUGUCCAUGUGGACAAAAAAUCAGAGACCUCAGUCUUUGCUGCCAUCAUGGCCAUCACCUCCUGUUUUCCGAACGUCUUCAUGGUCAGACGGCCUGUCAGUGUGGUCUAUGCUGCCUGGCCACGAGUCCAGGCUGACCUUAACUGUAUGGCUGAUCUUUAUAAUGCCAGCACAGAAUGGAAAUACUUCAUCAACGUUUGUGGCCAGGAUUUCCCUCUGAAAACCAAUUUGGAGAUGGUACGGAUGUUGCGUUCAUUGAAGGGCCGGAACAGCAUGGAGUCAGAACAAAUGCCAGCUGAAAAGAAAUGGAGGGUGACAAAUGUUCACCAGCUAGUUAAUGGGCAAAUUCAGGGGAUAGGAAAGCAAAAGGAGCCACCACCCUUCAACCUGCCCAUUUUCUCAGGAAAUGCCUACAUUGUGGUCAGUCGAGGUUACAUCCGCAGUGUGUUGGAAGAUGAUCGAAUACAGACGUUGAUAGAGUGGGCCAAAGACACCUACAGUCCUGAUGAGUUUCUCUGGGCAACCAUUCAACGAAUCCCUGGUGUUCCUGGCUCAACGAGGCCAAAUCGUAAAUACGACAUGACAGAUAUGAAUGCAGUUGCUCGACUGGUGAAGUGGCAGGGCCAUGAGGGUCCUCAGGAUUCCCUGGAUGCAGUGUAUUCAGAAUGUCAUGGUAACCAUGUGAGGGAAAUAUGUGUGUAUGGUGCUGGAGACCUGCGAUGGAUCAUUGCUCAGCAUCACCUCUUUGCCAACAAGUUCGACAUCGACACAGAUCCCAUUGCCAUCUACUGCUUGGAGAAAUAUCUGAGACAAAAGGUGCUGGCUGAGUUACAUUAGGUGGAGAUUUUUGUGUCAACUCAGAAUGAGUCAGGGAAGGGGGUGCUUGGCCCGUAACAAUGUUUAAGUGGGUGGUGCAUGCCAAAGUAGCAGGAACCAAUGUUUCCCAACACAAAACUGCAGUGUAAAAAGACAAUUAUUCAAUUCACUCAACGGUGGGCAGACAGUAUAUUUUACUUGUAUAAAGAUUGUAAUCAUCCACCAUGUACACAACUUUUUAAGGAUAUGCUGUUAGUUAUUAAGUUGGAGAAGAUUAGAUAUGCUCUUAGUUUCCAAGGUUACACUGACAUGGCAAUCUUUCCUUAGUUGUGUUGAUGUUUUAGGUUCUGAUAAUGUGAUAACCAGUGUGGAGUUUGUCUUUGGUAUAUAUGUAUUUAUGUGUAAUAACAGUUUUGGAACAAGAGAAUCACUGAUAUGUUAGUGCCUGAGAUAAUAGGGUGCAUUGUUCUGGCCUCCUGACACCUUUCUCUGAAUUUAUUUAUUUUUUUUUUUUUUUAAACAUGAUUCUUAUAUUCAUCUUUCUUUGUAUAGUUUCUAAUGUGUACCCUGUGAACGUCACCGUGGUUGAAGGGAGGGAGAUAUUUAUUAGUCCAACUGUAUUUAUACACUGAAUUGUCAAAUUACAUUGACAAGUUCAGAAACAAACCUAAUCCAAAGUUAUGAAAGCUGCUUACUCUACAAAGUCUGAUUUGUGUUACGGGGGUGGUUGGAGAACCCAGGUGCAGGCACAGAUAUGGCAGACAGGUGGCAACAGAAACAGGUCUUUAUUUAAACGAACAGGUGUCUGGAGUGAGCUGAUUACUGCAGCUGACACUCAUUGCAGUAAUCAGCAGGUAGCAGAAUGCAGGCAGGUGAAACAGGGAGAGCAGGAGGACGAGUGACAGGGAGAGAGAGAGACAUGAGGGAGAGGUGACAGACAGACAGAGGGAGUCAACGAGAGACAGAUCAAAACAGAACAGGAGGAGCAGAGAAACAGGCUGGAACAGGGAUCAUGACAAUUUGUCUGUGACUACAGAUAAUUAGUGUGUGUGUGUACACACACAUAAUUAGAACACAUACACAUGCAGUUCAAUGAAACUACAAUGAUAAAAAUCCAAAGCUGUUGCUGUUAGUCUAGCAGUGUGUUAAUUAAUUUCAUCCAUCUACUUAAAAUUCAAAUGGAAAAAUACAUGCUAGCUUAAUUAUUGGCCAUGCAAUUGCAAAAUAUAUGGAAAACAAUGCAAUUUGUGGAGGAGCAAUAGGUUGGAAGAAUGUCCAAGUAAAAUAAAGGUGGUUGGCUGUAA
Molecule: messenger RNA, 3501 nt
Organism: Amphiprion ocellaris (clown anemonefish)
Lineage: Eukaryota; Metazoa; Chordata; Actinopteri; Pomacentridae
Product: beta-1,3-galactosyl-O-glycosyl-glycoprotein beta-1,6-N-acetylglucosaminyltransferase-like
Exons: 5
Coding region: 938-2218 (426 amino acids)
Cellular component (GO): membrane
Molecular function (GO): beta-1,3-galactosyl-O-glycosyl-glycoprotein beta-1,6-N-acetylglucosaminyltransferase activity
Source: RefSeq, a predicted model, not a curated record